This is a messenger RNA of Pseudophryne corroboree (corroboree frog), 1995 nucleotides long. It is a transcript of the gene OSER1, whose product is annotated as oxidative stress responsive serine rich 1. The record is from RefSeq and is a predicted model, not a curated record. The transcript has 4 exons. Bases 242 to 1117 code for a protein of 291 amino acids. Lineage: Eukaryota; Metazoa; Chordata; Amphibia; Anura; Myobatrachidae. Gene Ontology annotation, biological process: cellular response to hydrogen peroxide.
CUCCCACGCGCUGCAGAGGUUGGACGCUCUAGCCCGUGUUUUCUCACGUCUCUAUAGCGGUGGUGGGUGACGUCACCCGAAGCGGGGCUGCAGAGUCACCGCCGAGUGCUGUACGCAAACGACGAGUGUUACGGUGUUACCCCGAGGCUGGUGUGUACUCUACUCCCGGUGCCUGCCAGGACACGGCCUCCAUGAUUUCAACUACAGUUCUUGCUUUCAUAUCUGCCUGCACAAGUCAGUGAUGGAGUCAGAAGCCAAAGACGGGGAUGAAGAAAAUCUUCAGAGUGCGUUUAAAAAGCUGCGCGUAGAUGCUGAUGGGUGCACAGCGUCCUUGUGUGCGGUUGACGGCUGCAAUACAAGAACAUGUGGGAGAACUACUUUAGAAGACACAAAGGCUAAAGUUUUGGGCCCCCAUAAGGAAAGCUGGCAUGGAUCGACAAGAAAAACUACAAGAGGAGCCGGAAGAACACCACGUAGAAGACGCUCUAAAUCCCCAGUACUUCAUCCGCCAAAGUUUACACACUGCAGCACAAAGACAACUUGUAGCUCACAACUAAAGCACAAGAGCCUUUGUGACGCUGUAGAUGGAAGUGUCCCCAUCAGCCGAUCAGCUGCAAGUGAUCCACCUAGCACUUCUCGUAGUGCCAAUGGCUACAUGGGAUUUGGCCUCAAGCCCUCUGGGGAGCCUGCAUCAGAGACAUCUUCCCAGUUGGGGAAGAUAAGUUCUUCAGUUUCCUUGGAACCCAGAGCAAGUUUAAAGGCCAGCCUCCCCUCGGAUUUUCACUCUGUAUCUGAGCUCAGCACAGAUGCAAAUUGUACUUGCAACGGUAGUGACUGCCAGUGCGAUAACUGGCAGAACAUGGAAGUGUACUCCUUUUCAGGCUUGCGGGACAUGCUAACAGAAUGUGAGAAGACUGUGAAGGAGGAUUGCUCUCAGCCUUUACAAAACAGAACUCAAACCGUGGGCAGCGGUGCUUCUGGAUCUCCACGUUCCUGCUCAGAACAAGCCAGAGCAUCAGUUGAUGAUGUAACCAUAGAAGAUCUCGCUGGAUACAUGGAAUACUACCUAUAUAUUCCAAAGAAAAUGUCACACAUGGCAGAAAUGAUGUACACCUGACAUUCAGUUUCACACUUACUCCGAGUCAUGGGUGGAAAUUAACCGCAUGUUGGUUACUGAUCAAGCUUUCUGGUCUUUGAAUUUUCAGUUGUCACCAUUUUGUGUACAAUAAAACCCAUCUCUGCGUUCUGCGCAGAUUGUUGUUAAAUCACAAGGGUAAAAAAGGCUUAACUCCCCAAUAUAACUACCAGCAUUCAUGCCACUUAAAUAAAUGUUGCAUUAUAAGAGUUUUCAGGGAUAACCUCUACACCCAUUAAGAUGCUAUGAAAAAAGGCUCUAAAUGUGGUAACAUGAUUGUUAAUAAUUCAGUAAUGUAAACUGUGCUUUCAUUAUUUAUAAUACCCCUGAAUAAGUGGGCCACAUUCUGUGUCAAAACAAGGCUCUUCUACCUAUGUGUCACUAGUCAUGAAGUUGCAUGCAAGCAGCUGCUACCCAUUAAUCACGCUGGCGUGGAUUGUAGUGGAGUGUAGUAAUGAAUGAUCCUCUGCUAUAGCCCGUUCUAUGUUUUGUGGGCUAUUUCCAGGUUUGAAAUAUGCAACAGUCUCCAAAAUGCUCUAAAUAGAACCCCAGUGGGGGAAGAAACGGAACCAUUUCCAUGCAGUGUUGUUCAGACGCUAUUUUGAGACGGCUUCAUGGGAAAAUCAUUAUGUUCUUGCAGUGUUACAUGAAUGUUGGUCAUGUUAGAUUAACUUUUUGUGUUUAAAAACAUAGAGACAUUAGAUUCUGCAUUGUAAAGUGAAAAUAAUUUAUAAAAAUAAGAUUAGACUGUUUCCCCAGUUGCAGUGAUCUUUUCAGCCAGUGUAUUGAAAUGUUCUGGAGCUUGAAGCUAAAACACAGUAGAUUUAUGUCAGCCGAAUAAACAUUCAGUAAAAUAACAA